UAUUGUGACAGACGGAUGUUGUUCUACGUUCAUUCACAGAUGUCUAUGAUCAGAAAUUCUUUUCCGUCUUUCUUCGUAUACCGUAUCGGAGGUUAGAAAAAUGACUCGCAAACGCCGUAACGGAGGACGAGCCAAGCACGGCCGUGGCCAUGUGAAGGCUGUGAGAUGCACGAACUGCGCUCGUUGUGUGCCUAAAGACAAGGCCAUCAAAAAGUUUGUGAUCAGAAACAUCGUCGAAGCGGCUGCCGUGAGGGACAUCAACGAAGCCUCCGUGUAUGCUUCAUUCCAGCUUCCCAAGCUCUAUGCGAAGUUGCACUACUGCGUGUCAUGCGCUAUCCACAGCAAAGUGGUGCGCAACAGGUCUAAGAAGGACAGACGCAUCCGUACACCACCCAAGAGUACAUACGCCAGGGACAACACUCGGCCCCAGAAUGUGCAGAGGAAGUAAAUUUUAAUAAAAUAAGUUAAAAACCA
This is a messenger RNA of Aricia agestis (brown argus), 474 nucleotides long. It is a transcript of the gene RpS26, whose product is annotated as 40S ribosomal protein S26. Bases 101 to 448 code for a protein of 115 amino acids. Lineage: Eukaryota; Metazoa; Arthropoda; Insecta; Lepidoptera; Lycaenidae. The record is from RefSeq and is a predicted model, not a curated record. Gene Ontology annotation, cellular component: cytosolic small ribosomal subunit; ribosome. The transcript is spliced from 3 exons. Gene Ontology annotation, molecular function: structural constituent of ribosome; mRNA binding. Gene Ontology annotation, biological process: translation.